AUGCCGCGACACCGCCACUUCUUCAAUUUGUGCAAUCACCCUGUCCUUAUCACUACGAAUGCCUGUCUGCCCAUCCCCUUUCUCGUGCGCUUCAUGGGAAAGCGCGGCAUCGUUAAGCUCUGCCGUUGCAAUCGAUAG
Molecule: messenger RNA, 138 nt
Organism: Plenodomus lingam JN3
Lineage: Eukaryota; Fungi; Ascomycota; Dothideomycetes; Pleosporales; Leptosphaeriaceae
Source: RefSeq, a predicted model, not a curated record